AUGCCGUCUGCGCUGGAGAACUUCGUGCAGGAACUGCGGCGGGUGGGGCCAGAUGAAGCGGACCCUCUAUUUCCCAUGUACACGGCGCUUUGGAUGAGAUUCGGACCCUUCUGCGAAGUGCCUUUGUCGAGCUUCAUGUCCAUGACCUGCAUCGAGCCCCAUGAGACGUUAUUGGCCGAGGGGAUCCUGGUGACGUUUGAGCCCGAGAUGGGACGCGCCAUUUUCGUGUCGCACCAGUGGCUGGGACAAGACCAUCCCGAUCCUGAGUUCAAGCAGACGAGGGUUCUCCAGGAAGCGCUGCAGAAUCUGGUCACAGGUGUAAGCAGCGUCUCCAUCGACGUCACCACUGAAGUGCUCUUCGGACAUCCCCAUGGCUACUCAAACGCCGACAUCAUCGAGAAGCCGCUCUUCCUUUGGUACGAUUUCUUCUCCUGCCCCCAGCACGGUGCGACACCGGACCUCUCCCGAACUCCAGCAGGUCUCCAGCUGGCCAUCGACAGCAUCCCAAUGUACGUGCAGCGCUGCGAGCUCUUCGUCAUCCUGUCACCCUCGGUCAGGGCGGGCGAGGAGGAUCGGAUCUUGAACUACAAGAGCUGGCGGCAAAGGGCAUGGUGCCGCACGGAGAGUCUUGCCCGUGAAUUGUGCCCGGCACACGACAACCUCAUGAUCCGGGUGGAGAGCUCCAGGCACGUUGCGCUGGUGACCACGUUGGAGAAGAACUCACCCGGCGGGGGGGUUUUCAGCUUCGAGAGCGACCGUGAGAAGGUUGCCGGAAUUGUUCGAGAACUGGUGAAGCAGAAGUUGCUAUACUGUCUAAGGAAAGGCGACUUGGUCAGCUACCGUUUCCUUCUGAACGAGCAAUUCCGGAUCUUCCGCAAUCUUCCCAUUCAGGUCUUCGAUGGUUUCCUGAUCGGAUGUGAUGAGUUUGAUGCAUCACAUCCAUCACUGCUCAAAGCAGAGGUCUCCAAGGAACCGAAGCUCGCCAGCUUCCUGUACCAGAUGGGCUUCAGCCAUAUAGCUGAGCGUGACGUGGGGGGCUUCUCGCCCAUAUGCUACGCGGCCGUGCGCGGGGAUCCGCUGCUCCUGGAGUCUCUAUUGAGACAUCGAGCAGACCCGAACGACAGGGUCUGCAAGACAUGCCCGAAGUUGGGCAUCAGCCGGAACACCUCCCUGUUGGCAGUCUGUGCAUUCAACGGUCACAACGAGUGCCUGAGAGUUCUGAUCGCACGGCGGGCCGGUGUCGAUGCCAAGGAUGCGAUCAAGUCACGCCCCCUGCACGCAGCCUGUGGAGCCAACAACGCAGAAGCUGUGCGGAUGCUGUGCGCCGAGGGCGCAGAUCUAAGUUUGAAAACUGCGAGAUCCUGUCUGAGCCUCACACCAUUUGCCACUGCCUGUACGAUGGGGUGCGUGCAGAGCAUGAAGGUCCUGCUGGAGGCGCCGCAGCCCUUGAAUCUGAUGCUGUACCUCAUGAUGGCUACGCAGAAUGCCAGCGUGGAGUCCGCGGCCACAUUGCUGCAGGCCCGGGCCGACAUCAACGAGCGCUUUUGUCCGAAGGCUCGCUCGACCUUGUGGAUGGUGAAUGCGGCGAUGCGGCUGAAGCACCGUUGGCGGCCAACAACCUUCACAUGGAUAUCCGUGAACAGCUGGGGUGCUACGCCCCUGAUGGUCAGCAUCGUGGCCGGGCUCUUCGAUGUUGCAGCUUUCCUGAUUGUGGCCAGGGCGGACCUCGAGAUCCGGAACACCCGAAAUAAGACGGCGCUGACCUUGGCCGAAGAGAUGCAGGUGCCGGACUUCCUUCGCAUGGCCUUGUCAGGUGCCGGCCGAACUGCCGAUCUGGCGCAUGAAAUUUCGGGUGGGCCCGUCACAGGAAGCGCCACCCUCAACAUGCUACCGUUUGGGUCCCUGGUGACGCUUGAGCUGUGA
This is a messenger RNA of Symbiodinium natans, 1923 nucleotides long. Lineage: Eukaryota; Dinophyceae; Suessiales; Symbiodiniaceae. The record is from the annotation of a GenBank genome assembly.